AUAAUCGUUCAUCUCUAAUUGGAAACAUUUUGUGUGCGAAAUUCGCUGAAGUCUUAAGGGUUUAUUAUUAUAAAAAAAUAAUAAUGUCUAUGACCAAACUUUUUUCCGUGGCGAAAGGAAAACUACAACUACAGUGACGGUGUAAUUGGACUGCAUGAGGAGAUCAAUCAUUACUAUCAAUAUAUAUUGCCUACGCCUUGUGAGCACGUGGUUCGCAAUGAACUUGUAAAACGAAUUGAGGCCAUGGUUCACAAUUUGUGGCCGCUGGCUGUAGUUGAGAUCUUUGGUUCUUUUCGCACUGGGCUACUUUUGCCCAACUCGGACAUCGAUAUUGUUAUCAUAGGUCUAUGGGAGAAGCUGCCUCUGCGCACCUUGGAGUCUGAGCUGAUUGCCCGCAGAUUUGCCGAGAGCAGAACAAUGCAUGUAUUAGACAUGGCUCAAGUGCCGAUAAUUAAGUUCGUCGAUUGCGAAACCAAGAUAAAAGUAGACAUAUCCUUCAAUAUGGCAAGUGGCGUACAUUCCGCCGAGCUAAUCAAAUUGUUUAAACGAGAAUAUCCUGUGCUUGGCAAGCUUGUGAUGGUGGUAAAGCAAUUUCUGCAGCAACGUGGCCUAAACGAAGUCUUCAGCGGUGGCAUCUCGUCAUAUUCAUUAACCAUUAUGUGCGUCAGCUUUCUGCAAUUGCAUCCGCGCAAAGUAGUGGCUAGUACAGCAAAUCUUGGUGUGUUGCUCUUGGAAUUCUUCGAGCUGUAUGGAAGCCGUUUUAGCUACACAAAUAUUCAAAUCUCCGUAGAGAAUGGCGGCAGUUAUCGUAGAGCUCCCUUGACAUCCAUCUCGCAAAUAUUUCUACCUGAUCCAUUGAAUUUAGAAAACAAUAUCGGUCGUGCCACCAAUCGUAUUAUGGCUAUUAAACAGGCAUUCCGUUGGGCCUUUGAAGUGCUCAGCUUGUCGAUCAAUUCAACGCAAAGAAAUAACAAUUCAAUACUUGGUCAAAUUAUUCAUUUUAAUAAGGAAGUCGUUGAUCAACGUACUUGGUUGCACAAGACUUUUGGUCAUCUUAUUGUGGUGAAGCCGAACGAUGAUGAAAGUACAAUCUCACAGCCUAUUGAGCCGAAUUCUUAAAUAUGAUACAAUUUUAAAAAAUUGUCACGCUUUUUUGUACUAACAAAAAUGUUAUUAAUGUGCAGCUUCUGAAAAAUGUACCAAGUGAAACAACAAUGACUGUUCAAAGAACUUACAGAAACUAG
Drosophila nasuta is the source of this 1244-nucleotide messenger RNA. Its product is annotated as non-canonical poly(A) RNA polymerase protein Trf4-1-like. The record is from RefSeq and is a predicted model, not a curated record. Gene Ontology annotation, cellular component: nucleolus; TRAMP complex. Gene Ontology annotation, molecular function: poly(A) RNA polymerase activity; mRNA binding. Lineage: Eukaryota; Metazoa; Arthropoda; Insecta; Diptera; Drosophilidae. The coding region runs from base 244 to 1119 and encodes 291 amino acids. The transcript has 3 exons. Gene Ontology annotation, biological process: RNA 3'-end processing; polyadenylation-dependent ncRNA catabolic process.